This is a messenger RNA of Staurois parvus, 2887 nucleotides long. Lineage: Eukaryota; Metazoa; Chordata; Amphibia; Anura; Ranidae. The record is from the annotation of a GenBank genome assembly.
CCAGUCUACACCCUUACAUUUGGCAGCGGGAUACAACAGAGUCCGGAUUGUACAACUCCUUCUUCAGCAUGGUGCUGAUGUUCAUGCAAAAGACAAAGGUGGACUGGUGCCUCUACAUAAUGCUUGCUCCUAUGGACACUUUGAAGUAACUGAGCUGCUUCUCAAGCAUGGCGCUUGUGUUAAUGCCAUGGAUCUUUGGCAAUUUACACCACUACAUGAGGCUGCAUCAAAAAAUCGUGUUGAAGUCUGUUCCUUGCUGCUGAGCCAUGGAGCGGACCCAACACUUGUCAACUGCCAUGGAAAAAGUGCUGUGGAUAUGGCUCCUACUCCAGAGUUGAAGGAGAGAUUAACUUAUGAAUUCAAAGGGCAUUCUUUGCUGCAAGCAGCCAGAGAGGCAGACCUGGCAAAAGUGAAAAAAACACUAGCUUUGGAGAUCAUUAAUUUUAAACAACCGCAGUCUCAUGAGACAGCAUUGCACUGCGCGGUGGCUUCGUUACAUCCCAAAAGAAAGCAGAUAACAGAGUUGUUGCUUCGGAAAGGAGCCAGUGUUAAUGAGAAAAACAAAGAUUUUAUGACACCACUUCAUAUAGCUGCUGAGAGAGCACACAAUGACGUCGUGGAGGUUUUGCAUAAGCAUGGAGCAAAGAUGAACGCUCUGGACACGCUUGGGCAAACAGCAUUGCAUAGAGCUGCUUUGGCGGGGCACCUACAGACCUGUCGUCUCCUGUUAAGUUUUGGCUCAGAUGCAUCGAUCAUCUCUUUUGCAAGGAUUUACAGCGGCGCAGAUGGGAAAUGAAGCUGUACAGCAAAUUCUAAGUGAGAGCACACCUGUCCGAACAUCUGAUGUUGAUUACAGACUACUUGAAGCGUCAAAAGCUGGAGACUUGGAUACUGUAAAGCAGCUAUGCAGCCCUCAGAAUGUGAAUUGCAGGGAUCUUGAAGGUCGUCAUUCAACUCCAUUGCACUUUGCUGCUGGUUAUAACAGAGUUUCUGUUGUGGAAUAUCUACUGCAUCAUGGUGCUGAUGUACAUGCCAAAGACAAAGGGGGUCUAGUUCCUUUACACAAUGCUUGCUCCUAUGGACACUACGAAGUAGCAGAGUUAUUGGUGAGGCAUGGGGCUUCUGUCAAUGUUGCAGAUCUAUGGAAAUUUACUCCAUUGCAUGAAGCUGCUGCUAAAGGAAAAUAUGAGAUCUGCAAACUCCUGCUAAAGCAUGGAGCUGAUCCAACAAAGAAAAACAGAGAUGGAAACACACCCCUAGACUUGGUAAAAGAUGGAGACACAGACAUUCAGGAUUUGCUUCGGGGAGAUGCAGCUUUACUUGAUGCAGCAAAGAAAGGUUGUUUGGCUAGAGUUCAAAAGCUUUGCACACAGGAAAACAUUAACUGUAGGGAUACCCAGGGAAGAAACUCUACACCUCUUCAUUUGGCAGCUGGCUAUAACAAUCUUGAAGUUGCAGAAUAUCUCUUAGAACAUGGUGGUGCAGAUGUAAAUGCACAAGAUAAAGGAGGACUUAUUCCCUUACACAAUGCAGCAUCAUAUGGGCAUGUCGAUAUUGCAGCUUUGUUGAUAAAAUACAACACUUGUGUAAAUGCCACAGAUAAAUGGGCGUUCACUCCUCUUCACGAAGCAGCUCAGAAAGGAAGGACGCAACUAUGUGCUUUACUUUUGGCCCAUGGUGCAGAUCCCACAAUGAAGAACCAGGAAAGCCAGACGCCUCUAGAUUUAGCUACAGCAGAUGACAUUCGAGCUUUGCUGAUAGACGCUAUGCCUCCAGAAGCCUUGCCCAGCUGCUUCAAACCUCAAGCAACAGUAGUCAGUGCCUCAAUCAUCUCUCCAGCAUCUACUCCCUCUUGUUUGUCUGCAGCUAGUAGUAUUGAUAAUUUGACGGGUCCCCUUACUGACCUUGCAGUUGGAGGAACAUCUAAUGCUGGUGAUGGAGCAGCAGGCACAGAGAGGAAGGAAAGUGAAGUUGCAGGUCUUGACAUGAACAUCAAUCAAUUUCUGAAAAGUCUGGGCCUAGAACACCUUCGGGAUAUCUUUGAAACUGAACAGAUUACAUUAGAUGUACUGGCAGAUAUGGGUCACGAAGAGCUGAAGGAAAUUGGAAUCAAUGCAUAUGGCCACAGGCACAAAUUGAUAAAGGAGUUGAGAGGCUGCUUGGAGGCCAACAAGGAACCAAUCCUUAUCUGACCUUUCACUGUGUUAGUCAAGGCACUGUUUUGCUGGAUCUUGCUCCAGAUGACAAAGAAUACCAGUCAGUGGAAGAAGAGAUGCAGAACUCUAUCCGUGAGCACAGAGAUGGAGGCAAUGCUGGAGGAGUUUUUAAACCGAUACAAUGUCAUAAGGAUUCAAAAAGUAGUGAACAAAAAGCUCAGAGAGCGGUUUUGUCAUCGCCAAAAAGAAGUGUCUGAAGAAAACCACAACCACCAUAAUGAACGGAUGCUUUUUCAUGGAUCUCCAUUUAUUAAUGCGAUCAUUCACAAAGGCUUUGAUGAGCGACAUGCAUACAUUGGGGGAAUGUUUGGAGCUGGUAUCUAUUUCGCAGAAAACUCUUCCAAAAGCAACCAAUAUGUAUACGGCAUAGGUGGUGGAACUGGCUGCCCAACACACAAGGACAGAUCAUGUUAUAUUUGCCAUAGACAAAUGUUAUUCUGCAGAGUGACACUUGGCAAAUCGUUUUUGCAAUUCAGCACAAUGAAAAUGGCCCAUGCUCCUCCAGGACAUCACUCUGUUAUUGGUAGGCCAAGUGUAAAUGGACUGGCAUAUGCAGAAUAUGUCAUCUACAGAGGAGAACAGGCAUACCCGGAAUAUCUGAUCACAUACCACCAAUUGUAAAACCAGAUGCACCCCUACAAGCUGCCACAACAGCAGAACAGAAGACUUAG